GGAAUAUUGGCUCUGGGGAACAAUUCGUGUGCCGGUAAAAUAACGAGAUGAUAUUCUAAGUUUGAAAAAAGAAGGAAUGCCUCAAAAUUAGAGCAUUCUUGUGUUCCCAAUGCAGAAUAUACUUUGGAAAAAAGAAAAAUUGUCAUUCAAGCGAUAGCAAAUAUUCGCCGAGGUGUAAAAGUUACUAUAUCAUACUUUCCGGCUAUAUGCCCACCUAAUUCUAUGAGUAUGGAGAAAGAAGUGCUUAAAUUUUUUGUUGGUUCUUGCCAAUGUGAAGAUUGCUCAAAGCCUUAUGGGACAUCAAUACUGUCAAAAUUAUUGGAUGAAUCAAAGGCCUAUUCUGUUCUGGAGGAAUCAGAAGAUAUCAUAAGAGUUGCUAAUGUUCUGUCUGAACUUGAUUUAGAAGCAAAAAUUGAUCCUGAUCUUGUGAAUUCUAUUUUGAAAAAGCAAGAAGGAGUUUUGGGAGACACAAAUAGUUUUCGAAUCAGACUACUGGCUUUCUGCUUGUUCAUGCAUAUCAGCGAUUCGGAUAAAGAAAAAAGAUAUGAGGAGCUUAUUAAAUGCAUGGAAAAAGCCUUUGGUAACUAUUACAGAGAAGUUAGACUGUUGUAUUCUAUUCUUCGCCGCUGCAGUGCAAGAUCAGGAAACUUUGCAAAAGCUCUAAAGCUUACAGAAAAGAUUGGUGAAUUUAAAAGAAUGGGAUUCAAACCAUUGUAAAGUAAUGUAUUUCCCAUGAUUCAGAGUUCUGGUUUUGAAAUUACUAAGACAUGACCCAACAUCAUUGCUGAAUGACUUUGGCUCAAAGUUUGACAGAAAUGUUUGAAAAUGGCCAUUUUCUUAACAUUGUCAUCUAUAAAUUUAGUUUGUUUAUAAGCAUUUGUUUUUUCAAUAAUGUUCACAAUUAUGUUUAUUAUAGCAUUAGGCAAUGUUCAUAAUUUCAUAUGUAUUUAACAUAUAACAAAAAACAAUAUAUUUGUUUUAUAAAGCUUUUUGUUCCAGUUUUCCUUUUUGUCUUUAAAAUUUGUUUAAGCUUAUAGAUUAUGUCUUUAAUGACAGACAAGAAAGUUAUUAUUAUUCUUUUUUUGUAAAAGUUUUACCUUUAUAAUGGAUAUCUUUGAAAGGAUACGAAGACCAAUUAUAUUUGUUUUUGUAUAAGUUUUGUAUUAAAAAA
Uloborus diversus is the source of this 1171-nucleotide messenger RNA. RefSeq lists its product as uncharacterized. The record is from RefSeq and is a predicted model, not a curated record. NCBI's taxonomy places the organism in Eukaryota, Metazoa, Arthropoda, Arachnida, Araneae, Uloboridae. The transcript has 7 exons. Bases 223 to 717 code for a protein of 164 amino acids. Gene Ontology annotation, molecular function: protein binding.